Tremella mesenterica DSM 1558 is the source of this 1950-nucleotide messenger RNA. RefSeq lists its product as uncharacterized. The transcript is spliced from 3 exons. The record is from RefSeq and is a predicted model, not a curated record. Lineage: Eukaryota; Fungi; Basidiomycota; Tremellomycetes; Tremellales; Tremellaceae. Bases 1 to 1950 code for a protein of 649 amino acids.
AUGGCAGUAGCCAUGGCACAUGUGUCACAAAUUCCCGUACCCUCACCGCCAUACACCAGCCGGGCAAAGGUGCAGGGAUGGGAGGAUCAGAUCGUUCCCACAUUGAAGCGAAGGCUGGAAGCCGAGUCUGCCUACAUAUCCCAUCGCCUCUCAACCCAUUCCUUCGCAGACGCCGAGUCGAGUUCUUCCUACAGUACCACAGCACCAGCGACUUCACUUGCUUUCCCUCGACCUACCUCUCCUGAGUAUCAACCACAGCAAGGACCUUCUAGUCCUCGUCAGCGACUCAAAUCAACCCCUCUAUCCCUUGCCACUAAAUUACCCACUCCGACCGGAGAUGAUGUCCGUCCUCGACCCACACGUCGACCCUCCGCGAGUCCGAGCUCUACUUCUUCAUCACCUAAUCCGUCUCAAAUUCCGUCAAGAAUACCCACUCGGCCUCGAUCCAAGUCUCAAUUGGGACCUCGUCCACCUCGGAACACUUCCACGCCACCUCCUCCCCUACCAUCUCAUUCCAGCCCGUCCAGACCACUCGCACGAACCCCUUCUGCUUCUCCUGGUGCAUCCCCAGGAGGUCGAGUAUCACCGGAUCUGAAUCUGACCAUUCGGGAGGGUUUCAUCAAGAAUGAGCUACCUCCCUUCAAACUUCAUCGCGAAGAAGCAAUGCGUAUAGCGGAGAAAGGGCACGAGCUGUUGGAUGAUGAUUGGGAUGCAGCUAGCAUAGAUGACAUGUCACCCGACGCCGACAGCUCUUUCCCCCCUAACCAGCGUAGCAGCAUGGAGAUAGAUCAGGGAAGGGAGACGAGGAAGAGAGCGUCAUCAAUGGCAGGCUCCACUGGCCCAGUGCCGGACAGAUACAAGGCGUCUCAACUCCCUCGACUGGUCGGUCAAAAGGGUGUGGGGCUCGGUCAACCAGGUCGAAAGGCUGGACCAUCUGGAACAUCUCGAGCGGUCACACAGGCAAGACUCCGAAAUGCUCCACUGAACUCAUCCACGGGUAGUGGAGCCAGAUCGGCGUCCGCAAACGUCUUGGGCAGCUCGACAAGCUCUGCACAAGGUAUUGGAGGAUCACGAUUGGGUGUGGCUGCACAUUUCAUUCCCCCGGAAAACAGCUACACACCUCCAAAAGGACAAAGAUGGGAUGAUGUGGUGUUACCGACCGUGGCGAAGAAGUUGGGGUUGGUUGGUGAUAGUGAGGACUAUAUGGAAGGUGGGGAGGGUGAUCUGGCGGUGGAAUGGGAUAAAGAUGGUAUUCCUGUGAGAUGGGUCAAGGUGGUUGCUAGGGAUAAAGACAGGGAUCGUCUAGAGGUGUCUACCAAACCAUUAGACGAACCUCCCACUCCUCUAUCAUCAUCAUUCGAAAGUCCCGAUCAUCCUCUUCGGCACACCUCCCCCGAACGUAUCCGCCCCAAACACAGCGGCUCCUUCACACCAAUACGUACGACACAUGGUCCUCAUACAUCGUUCGACCCUCCUCUUUCCCCUGCACCAUUCUCAUCCCUCGGUCCUUCAAUCCAUCAACACUCACCAUCCGAACAUACGACAUCAUCAGGAAUCAGUCGUAAACCUUCUUUACUAAAGAAAACCCCUACACCUCAAUCCUCGCUCAACACCCUGAGAGGAGCAGCAGGAGCGUUUUCUGGAGGAAGAGGGGGUAUGGGAGAGUUUGAAAUGUUUUCAAACCCACGUCCGAGUCCUAAACCCGGGACCAACUAUGGUCAAAGUGGAUAUGGAAGACCAUCAUCUACUUCUGGAAGAGGAGGUUCUGGUGUUUAUUCACAAGGACCUUGGCCGACUCCUUCAACACCAGGUACGACACAUCAAUUACAUGAGAUGAUAUAUUCCAAGAAUCAUAGAAGAGAGGGAACGUAUGGACAGUCUUUGGUACAGGGUCAAGGACAGGAAGGGGGUAGGGAGAAGAAUAGAGGAUGCGGAUGUGUUAUCAUGUAA